Messenger RNA from Cuscuta epithymum, 5477 nucleotides. Lineage: Eukaryota; Viridiplantae; Streptophyta; Magnoliopsida; Solanales; Convolvulaceae. The record is from the annotation of a GenBank genome assembly.
GAGAAACAGAGUUUGAAGAGCGAGAGGGAGAGGGGGGUCGAGAGUGAGGGAGAGUGUGGGAGGGAGAAAGGAUAAGAUCGUCGUCACUCGUCACAAUAUAUUGCUGAAUGGCGUUGUCGGGUUGAACAUAUUUUCUCAAACCCGAGGAAAAAACAGUCUGAUUUUCUCCUCUUUUGACUCGGCGAUGCGGAGAGGCAGAGCAGCCAAGCAAGCUCCGGCCGCUCCGCCUGCUGAAAACAUCAAUGGAUCUGGAGGAUCUCAGGACAUUAGGUUCCGUGGAGUGAGAAAGAGGCCCUGGGGAAGAUACGCGGCGGAGAUUAGAGACCCCUGGAAGAAGACUCGCGUGUGGCUCGGGACCUUUGACUCGGCUGUGGAUGCUGCCCGAGCCUACGACGCCGCCGCCUUGAGUCUCCGGGGCCCGAAAGCCAAGACAAACUUUCCGGUGCCGGUUAAUUCUCACCAACCCCCGUAUCAGCAGAGCCAGCCUGAUGCCCUUGAUCCGCCGUUCAUCGAUCCCCGGGUGUACAGUCAAGUGCCUCCGAUUUUUCCUCAGAGGCGGCCUGCCUCCAGCGGCAUGAGUAGCACGGUGGAAUCCUUUAGUGGGCCCAGGCCACAGUCCGCGGCAGUCCCUUCUCGCCUUCAUCCCAGGUCGCCGCCUGUGGGUCCGGAUGACUAUCAUAGCGACUGCGACUCUUCAUCUUCAGUCCUUGAAGACAGUGACUGCAAAGACAUUGCCUCGUCUCCUUUCAGAAAGCAGCUGCCUUUUGACCUCAACCUGCCGACUUCCAUGGAGGCAGACGAUCUUCCCUGCACAGCUCUUCGUCUUUAAUGCACCGUGGCAGCUGAGGCUGCUCAUCUUCGGCUCCCCCCUCAUCACUGGAAACCAAAUCCAGUGCUAGUAUUUGCUUGAUCUCUUACUUUUCUGUUUUUCUGUGUACCCGCCGGUUUUAAAGAAAAUGUUGGUGAAAAGAAGGAAAUCCAAUCCUUUAGAGCUAAAUUGUGAAGUCCGAUCAUUAAAAAGAUCAAGCUUAUGAUAAAGUCUCAGCUAAACUACGAAGAGAAUGUACUUUUUAAAUUGCAAUUCACUUCCGAUAGUAUAAUUCUCUUAGUAUCCCUGGCCGCAUCAGUGUGUUGAUAUAUAUUUACCAUCGUGUAGCUAUUAUUAUGGCUUCAAACCCAUGCAUCAAUGCAACAUGAGUUGUUGUCAUGAUUAUCAUUUAUGUAACAAUUAAAUAGAUAUAUCAAUCCUACAGUAUUAGAUGAAAUUAGUUUGUAUUCGCUCAUUUUCUCUGAAAUUUGAGUUGCAUGUUAUAGCUACUUCAUGACGGAAAAGCAUGUGUGGACAUAUUUGAGCAUGAUUUGAGGUUUUGUGCUUUUUGACAUGCAGGUCAUCUAUGUAAGCUUCCAUUAGAACUCCAAUCUCUUAUUUGAACUACCUGGUUAUCGUUCUCGUAAAAUAUUGCUUGCACUCCAUGAUAAACCAAAAUAACACGUACCACGUAUUAUUAGUUAUUUAUUACUAACGUAUUAUGUUACCUUAUUAUCUAGAUUGUAAUUAGGAUGUCUCCUUGUAUAGAUUGAACUCUUUUCCUUCUAUAUUUGUUUCUUACCGUUUUGGUCUACCAUUUUGUAGACCAAAAUGAAAUACCAAAUGUAAUAGUAUACCAUGUAUAGGUUAAUGUAUUUUUGUGCGCUCCUUGUUCUCUUUCCCAUGCAGGUAUGAUGAUGCCUGUAGAAGAGCUUGUACCCUCUGCCUCAAAGUGGAUGAUGAUGUAGUAGACCAACUAUUGGUUAAUGUACUCAACUGAAGAGUGAUAGAUUUUGGGCAUCUAUUUGUUAGUUUCUCAUAAGUUUGUGUUGUUGUGGUCCAGUACUCCAAUGCAAAUUCAAUGUCAUUUUCAAACAUACUUGAGGUGAACACAAACGGCAUGACAAUGAAGAUUAAUGUUGUAGACAGAUUUGGGGGAUAUCUAUAGUGAUCCCGUGAUGUUUUGUUUUCCUAAGCAGAGUUUGCAAUGACAAAUAUUAUUGGAGGCAAAGCCUGAAGGGCAAGAAUCUGGACAUGUUUGUUGUCGGUUGCGACUCCAGAGUAGAAAAAAGCCUCUCUGUAAAUAUGAUGGGAAACCUUGUUAAUGUUUUUCAUCUCACAAUAACAUUAACAAGGUUUCCCAUCUUCAAAGAAUCCCCCUCCCCUCUCCCAUCAUUUGGGAGUGCAAGUUCUUGGGGUUAGCUUUAUUUCCCUCCUAUGGUGUCUUUACCAAGUCUAACUUCAUUUCUUGGUGCAUUGUUUUUAUAAUGGAUGUUAUAAAUUUGUAUCUUGUUCUUCCUUUGAGCACGUUCCGGCUGAAUUGUUUUGGCAUAGAAAGCAAGUAUAAUCAAUUGGUCACACAAUGUUUGAUUUGAAGAGACAUUUUAAUACCAAAAUAAAGUUAUUUCUUCAUUCAGAUUGAUGUCCUUUGGGGCAUUAAUUGUUUACUUGUAUAAGUUGUAUACAGGAUGCACCCAUGUUUCGGUUUGUCUCCAGUUAAGGCGAGCUGAACUUAAACCGUCUGAUCUGAAGAAAAAGAAAAAAAAAAAAAAAAGAGGCAGCUCAGCCAUUUUAGCUACCCAGAUGUAGCCUGUUCUGUUUCCGAAAAUGGCCUAGUUGCAUCAUGACUCAUGAGGGUUGGGGAUGUAAUAUACUCCAGGAAAUUGUUAUGGCUGUUGAGUAUAGUAUAUUGUACAGGUGGAUGAUCAAAAUGCUCCUUGACAUAAAAAAGAGGAUAUCCAUGAGGGGAUGCUCUUUUGAGGAAGCAGGAGUGCGUUUGCGAAACCAGAAGUCCAUAACUCAAAGGAAAACAGCUCACAAUCGAGUUGAAAAAUAAGAAAAACCAAAAGUGGUCUGAGAAAAAACAAAUCAAGCAGUUUGAUUUGGUUUUUGUCACCAAAUCAAAAUUGUCUAUCAUAUUUAAAAUAUAUUUUUAAAUUAAAUAAAGAAAAAAAUUAUAUGAGAAAAUAAUUAAAAUAAUCAUCCAUCGUAAUUUUAAUCAAUUAGUUGGAAAAGUAACUCUAAUUUUACUCAUUCUUAUGUGUUACACCGUGCAAUGUGCAUAAUCAAAAUUUAUGUGUUUACCAUAGAAAAAGUGAAUUAACAAGACUGAUAUAUUAAAAAUAAUAAAGAGUAAAUAAAGAAAUAUCAAAUCGACCAACCAGGGCAAUAAAAGUUCUAAAAUGAAAAACGUAAAUUGAAAUAAAUUUAAAACUAUAUACAGUUUGGGUUUGAUUUGCAGUUUGUCAAAACUAAAAGUGAUCAAUUUCAACUAAACCUACCCAUCACUCCACCAGCCGACCAGCGACGCCCUUUAUGCACAACAGCGCACAAGAAGGAGUUGUGCUUCAUAAGGUAACGAUUUUUCUAUCCAUCCAUCAUAAGACUGUUAUUCUAAUCAAGAAUAGGCAAACUCGUUAUACUAUAUACGCUUAUACUUGAUCUCAUUCUCAAACAUUCAUUCAAUAAGGUUUGUGGUCGGUGGAAUUAUCAGAUGUUUAGGUCCUUGAAUAAACUCUCAUUUCUUUAAGAAUCGACUCCACAUUUUUUUGUUGUCCUGAAUUUGACGGAUAGACUAUCGAAUGAGUAAGUUCUCAAAUCCACCAUGUAUCCUACAUUCCUACUCACGACAGAAUGUGCAAGUAAGCUUUCACAUUCAAACUCCGCCAAAAAGAAAAGUGCACACAAAUUAAAUCGGUUUGAUCAUCUUUAUAUUUAGUUUAUUUAUACUAAAUUUUGAUUUUUCAUGCUAAAUUGUUUAAUAUCUAUAUAAAUCUAUAUAAAUAAAGUCAAAACCACUUUGGGCUUUUUAAAAGUGUAAAGUAUUUAAGAAAAAGCAGACGUCUCCCUAGGUCUCUAGGGUUAGCUAUCUUGCGCCGAUUUUCUUCUCUCGAUUGUCGGGGGAGGAAUCAGGAGUGUGCGAGUUUUGUCUUCGUGCUUGGCUUUGUGACCGGAAGUUGAGGCAGGGCUCUGCCUCAGGACUCUCGAACAAUUUUCAUUGAUUUGGAAGGAAGAUGGAGGAAAUUGCCAACAAAUACAAGGACAUGGCUAUUGGAGACCAAGAGGAAGAACUGGUGUUUGAAGAGGAGCCGCUUAAGGAGGAAGGAGGCUCGGGCGAACAGGAGGUUUACCCGAUUGUAGGGACCGUGGUCACCGAUCGAAUGGUGUGAUUUCCGGCUUUUCGAGACCUUAUGGCCUCACUUUGGAGGUCGGGCAAAGGUAUCUCAAUAAAGGAGAUCGGCGAAAAAAGGUAUAUGUUUACUUUUUAAUUUUUAUCAUCCUAUUGAUGUGAAACGUGUGCUUGAAGAUGGACCAUGGAUUUUUUAGCAGAAUUUACUGAUUCUUCAGGCACUGUAGCCUGGGGAUGUUCCUCUCUGUAUGCCUCUGAAUGAGACUGAUUUUUGGGUCCAGGUUCAUGAUAUUCCUUAUGUGUUGCUAGGAGAAUUAGGAACUUUGUUGGAAAAAUUAUAAGUUGGGAUAAAACUCAGUUUGAUAAAAAGUGGAAGCCCUAUAUGUGGAUUAGGGUCUGUUUAGAUGUGGGAAAACCUCUAAAGGUGGGAACCACUCUCAGAAAGGGGCAGGGCGAAGGGCACUGGGUUAAUUUUAAAUAUGAGAAGAUGCCUAGUUUUUGUUUUUCAUGUGGUGUUAUAGGAUAUACUGACAGGUUUUGCCCCCUAGUUUAUGAGAAUGACUCUGUGGGAACCAAUUGAUCGUCUGGGGUCGGCCUACGUGCAGGUGGGGGGGAGGCACAGAUGGUGGGGGGAAAUAAGUGGAUAAUUCCAGAAGGUUCAAGGGAGGACAGAAAAGGCCGACCGAGAGGAGGGAGGCAAUUCUGGUCUGAGCAGGAAAGAGUGGAAUAGUCCCUUGACUCGAAACACCAAGAGCGGAUUGGAGAAUGCGGAAGCAGCGGCCACGGAGGACAAGAGCGGUGAGCCAAAGCGUGGGAGGACUUGGGAAGAGGCUAAUGGAGAAAAAAAGAGAACGAAACUAUGGUCUUGGAUGACCCAAAAAACGGGGACAAGGCGGGUUCAGACGCCUCAACCCUCCGAGUUCUUUGAAGAUGGUCUCAGUUGGGAACGGGCGUUGGUGCUCGUUCUUAUGCUUCAAGAUGCUCUUUAAUUUCCACGUCUUUAUUAUUUUUCAGUUUACAUUUUGUACUCAGACUUUGUUUCUUUCGAUCACUGUGGUUUUGUUCUGUCAGACUCUUUUAGACCCAAUACAGGAUCAGCGAAUCAUAUUGCUUUAAGUGGGGGUGACGAGAGUUUUGCUCUGGCCACGUUUGGCUCAUUUAGACCCAAUACAGGAUCAGCGAAUCAUAUUGCUUUAUUUAAGGUGAUUGAUUCUCCAGCUAGUUCGAGGGUUGGUGGCUGGAAAUGCUUCCUUUAUCAUUAAUGUCCCUUGUUGAAUGUUUUAUUAUCAAUAUAAGCCUCCCUGUUACAAAAAAUCAAAA